AACGACAAUUUAACAAUGGUUGUCACCACAACGCGUAGUCCGCUGCUGGCGCAGACGCAGCCCAAUAAUCCAGCAACAAGUGGCAGCCACACGGCCGCAAUGCGAUCCCGUUUGAUAUUUCCACGACAACACUAUCAGAUGGCAGACUUCUCGGAUAGUUCACCGAGUGGAAUGCUGAGUCCGGCGUCAACGCUCAUUGAAAGUUUCAACAAGAAGAGUGGCUCGGCAACGACCACGCCCCUCUCCCUGCCACUCACCAGCUCCACGAGCAGCAACAUGCUGUGCAACAACAAUACGCCCACACUAAACGGUGGCAACACAAACGGAGGAGUGGGUCCCCUCAGCGGGGGCAGCACAACAACAACAACAGCAGCAGCAGCAGCAGUUACUGGUUUGGGCGGACGACAGAUAAAUACAAGUUCGAGUUCUUGCAGUAGUCUUAAGGAAACCUCACAUCAGUCCACAUCCACAUCACAGCAGGUUGUGAACAGCAGCAGCAGCACAACGACGCGUGUGGAGAAGAAAUCGCAGCGUUUGCAUCACAUAACAUCAUCAUCGACGACACAAGCGUCAUCAUCGUCAUCGUCUUCCUCGUCAUCAACGUCUUCGGAAAUGAAGGCCGCCGCCGUCAAGCGCGAUCUCACUGAUAUUAAAAUGUCCAUGUCGGAAAUAGAACGUCUGACAGCGGCGCCAACGCAAACGCGACACCAUCCAUCGAUUGAUGACCUUAAGGGUCUCAAUAGCGAAGAUACCAUAACGCAGUUGAAAAAGAAAAUGCGUGCCUCAAUCGAGAAUCUAGUUGAUGGCAAUGAUGAUGGCAGCUGUUACGGCAUUGUAACGACUCCGGAUGGCGAUGAUGAUUGUUGCACACACAAACAUUUUGGCAACGGUUUGGAUUUAACGCAUCCAACUGCCACACAGCUGAGCGCCAGCAGUGGCUUAAGUGGCUCGAAUAAAACGAUUGACACCAUCAAGUUUGAGGAGAAGCGUUCCAAAUCGAUGGCCACCACAAAAGUGGUGGCCGAUGGCUUCAGCUCCGAGCAGGCGACCAGCAAUUCAGCGGAAAUGAAACGUCUCCAGGCUGGUGACAUUGAUUACAAAGAGGCUAAGGCUGCGUCAGCGGUUCGAAAUCGUCUGGAAGUGGAUGGCGUCAAAGCUGAGGAGAGUGCAGCCGUCAUGCAGGAAGCGCUCUCGCUGCGCACAGGCGAUAUUACACAGCAGGCGAGCAACAAGGUGGCCGCGGCCAGUAUUAAAGUGCACAGCGACAAUUUCUCGGCCGAUAAAAAGGCCAUUUCGCAGUCGCAGCAAUCGCAGACGAUGACAUCGAAUGGCAUCAUUAGCCAGGAGAAGCAUGUCUCCUCGGCAUCGCAGGCCAACUAUUCGAUGACGCACAAGGGUGUUUCCAGCACGGGCAGCAGCAUGAUCUCUUCCACUUCGCAAAUGUCUGCCACAAAUGGUCAGGGGCUCAAGCUAAAGGAUCUCAAGCUCGAUGAUCUGAAAUCCCUGUCAUCGGGCAGCGGCCAGCAGGAGAUUGAGCAGGCCAUCCGAAAGUAUUCAGAUGUGCUAACUGCCUUCGUCAGUUCGCUGCAAAGCGAUGACAGCAGUCCAGUGUCCAGUGCCGGCGAAAAGAAAUCCGUCUAUCUGGAGAAGAUCAACGAGGUGAUCCGUCGCGCCUGGGCAGUGCCCACACAUGGACACGAGCUGGGCUACUCCCUCUGCAAUUCACUGCGACAGAGUGGCGGUCUCGAUCUGCUGAUGAAGAACUGCGUGCAGCACAACAGUGAUCUCCAAUUCUCGUCGGCCCAUCUCCUCGAACAGUGUCUCACCACCGAGAAUCGAUCGCAUGUCGUCGACAAUGGGCUCGACAAGGUGGUGAAUGUGGCAUGCGUCUGCACCAAGGAAUCGAAUAUGGAGCAUUCGCGUGUCGGCACUGGCAUACUGGAGCAUCUCUUCAAGCAUUCCGAGGGCACAUGCUCCGACGUGAUCCGGCUGGGUGGCCUCGACGCCCUGCUUUUCAAGUGCCGCACCAACGAUGUGGAAACGCUGCGUCACUGCGCCAGCGCUCUGGUCAAUCUUUCGCUAUAUGGCGGUGCUGAGAAUCAGGAGGAGAUGAUUGUCCGCAAGGUGCCCAUGUGGCUGUUCCCGCUUGCCUUCCACAACGACGACAACAUCAAGUACUAUGCCUGCCUGGCCAUUGCCGUUCUCGUUGCCAACAAGGAGAUCGAGGCGGAGGUCCUCAAAUCCGGCUGUCUUGAUCUCGUCGAGCCAUUUGUCACCUCGCACGAUCCGUAUGUCUUUGCCAAGUCGAAUCUUUCGCAUGCUCACGGCCAGAGCAAACACUGGCUGGAGAGAUUGGUGCCCGUUCUGAGUUCCAAUCGGGAGGAGGCUCGCAAUCUGGCCGCCUUCCAUUUCUGCAUGGAGGCGGGCAUCAAACGGAAACAGGGCAACACGGACAUCUUCCACGAGAUCGGUGCCAUUGAGGCCCUUAAAACUGUGGCGAGUUGCCCCAAUGCGAUUGCCUCAAAGUUUGCAGCGCAGGCGCUGCGUCUGAUUGGUGAAACGGUGCCACACAAGUUGUCCCAGCAGGUGCCUCUUUGGAGUGUCGAAGAUGUGCAGGAGUGGGUCAAACAGAUUGGUUUCAAUAGUUACCUGCGCCAGUUCGAUGAAUCCCAGGUGGAUGGCGAUCUGUUGCUCAAGCUGAACCAGGAGAACCUUCGCGAUGACAUUGGCAUUACAAACGGCAUUCUUCUCAAGCGCUUCGAGCGUGAACUGCAAAAUCUCAAACGUAUGGCGGACUACUCGUCCAAGGACACGGCCAAGAUGCAUCACUUCCUUGCCGAGCUCGGCCCCGAUUACUGCACCUAUACGUAUGCCAUAUUGAAUGCUGGCAUCGAUAAGUGCACCCUGCCCCAUGUCAACGAGGAUAUGCUGAUGACAGAGUGCGGCAUCAAGAAUGCCAUUCACCGUCUGCGGAUUCUGAAUUCGGUGAAGAAUCUUGAGAACUCGCUGCCCAGCUCAUCCGAGGAGAAUAUGGCCAAGACACUGGACGUAUUUGUCAGCUACAGACGCUCCAAUGGCUCACAGCUGGCCAGUUUGCUUAAGGUACAUCUCCAGUUGCGCGGCUUCUCGGUGUUCAUCGAUGUGGAGCGACUGGAGGCGGGCAAAUUUGAUAAUGGCCUACUCAACAGUAUUCGACAGGCAAAGAAUUUUGUCUUAGUAUUAACCCCAGAGGCACUGCAUCGCUGCAUCAACGAUGAGGACUGCAAGGAUUGGGUGCAUCGCGAAAUUGUUGCGGCUCUGAACGCAAAUUGCAAUAUAAUACCGAUUAUGGAUCAGCAAUUCACGUGGCCAGAGAAUCUACCGGACGACAUGUGCAGUGUGGCUCAUUUCAAUGCCGUCAGCUGGAUACACGAUUAUCAGGAUGCGUGCAUCGAUAAGCUCGAAAGAUUUUUGCGAGGCGAAAAGAAUGUCGAUCGCAUCGCGGCGAUGGCGCCCGGAGUGCCAGGGGGCUCAUACCAAAGAAUGCACAGCAACGAUUCCGACUAUCAGCAGAGUGGUGGCGUUGGCGGUGGCGGUGGCGCGGGCAGUGUGGUGGAUGGCCUGAUGGCGGCCAAUGGCAGCGGACAAGCUAAUCACCAGGCAAAUAGAUACCGGCAAUCACCCUCACCAGCCCGCCAGCGCGGCAGCACCUCCCUGCUGAGCUAUGGACGCGGCCAGACGAAGCGCUCCAAUAUGCUGCCACCGUAUCGCACCCAGCAGGCGGCGCUGCUGCACAAGUCCGGAGCUGGGUCGGCAUCGAUGCAGAAUAUGAUGCCACUGGCAUGUUUGCCGCCACGUCGCAGCUCUGCUGCCGGACUGGGGCACAAUGCCAGCAUGGCGAAUGGCUAUCGAUCGCACAGUGUGGAUGGGCUGCUGGAUCAGGCGGCGGCUAAUAGUCAUGAUAGUCUGAGCACGCCCGAGCAGCGGAUUGCGGCAGCGGCAGCUGUUGUCACUGCUGGCAGCACAGCGCUAACGAAUGCCAGCUCCACGUGCACACUGCAGCCGGAGGAGGAGGAGGACCUGGCGGAUGAUGGGGAUGAUCAGUUGGUCACGAAUGGCUUGUGCCAUGUGACGCGACGUGAGAAGCGCGAUAAUCUGGCGCCGCCAAAUGUGCAACAGCAUCGCAAAUCGCGCAGUCUCGAUCACAUUCUGUCCAAGCAGACGCUCGCCGAGCUGUUGGCACCGAGCGAACCCAACGAGGAGACACAGAGCAUGCAGAAUCUGGCAUUGCCGAUGACACCGUGUCCGCAGCGGCGAGACGCCAGCUCAUCCUCGAAAUCACCGACGCCGGAGCGAACCGUUCAGCCGCCGCAACGUGGCGUCUUCAAGCGGCACAGUCCCGACGGUGUCAGCUCCACGGAGAGUGAGCGCGAGGAUGGGCAGGAGCCGGUGAAGGCACCGAUUCAUGGCAAUCAGCAGCGGGCGGCGGCGCAUGUGCAUCGUGGUGGCAGCAUCAACAGCAAUAAGACGUCCAACUCGUCGCUGGGAUCGAACAAUAGCGCCAACAAUAAGACGAUCUUUAAUCGAACGAUGAAAAAAGUGCGCUCGCUGAUCAAAAACAACGAACUGGAGGACGAUGAGCUCGCGGAUAUUAUCCUGUCCAAGGCAACGUCUCCAAAUGCAGGACGCAUGAUAUUUUGGUAGAGACACAAACUCAAACGAAUUUUCACAAAAAAAACAACACUUUGUAAAUAUGAAAGCAAAACGAAUUAAAUGCUUCACAGGUGACUUGAUUUGAA
Molecule: messenger RNA, 4778 nt
Organism: Drosophila grimshawi
Lineage: Eukaryota; Metazoa; Arthropoda; Insecta; Diptera; Drosophilidae
Gene: Sarm
Product: NAD(+) hydrolase sarm1
Exons: 10
Coding region: 16-4683 (1555 amino acids)
Biological process (GO): signal transduction; response to axon injury; negative regulation of MyD88-independent toll-like receptor signaling pathway
Cellular component (GO): dendrite
Molecular function (GO): signaling adaptor activity; NAD+ nucleosidase activity; protein binding
Source: RefSeq, a predicted model, not a curated record